Molecule: messenger RNA, 1696 nt
Organism: Tarenaya hassleriana
Lineage: Eukaryota; Viridiplantae; Streptophyta; Magnoliopsida; Brassicales; Cleomaceae
Product: eukaryotic translation initiation factor 3 subunit E
Exons: 9
Coding region: 83-1417 (444 amino acids)
Biological process (GO): translational initiation
Cellular component (GO): cytoplasm; nucleus; eukaryotic translation initiation factor 3 complex
Molecular function (GO): translation initiation factor activity
Source: RefSeq, a predicted model, not a curated record
UAAAACCGCAAUCCUCGUUUCCUCUGAAAUUCCCAUCCCCGCCGCAUUAGGGCUCAAAGAUCAGAUUUUUCACUGGGAGACGAUGGCGGAAAGCGGAGCGAACAUGGCGAACUACGACCUGACCCCUCGCAUCGCGCCAAACCUGGACAGGCAUCUCGUGUUUCCCAUGCUCGAGUUCCUUCAAGAGCGUCAGCUGUAUCCCGAUGAUCAGAUCCUUAAGUGGAAGAUCGAGCUUUUGAACAAGACCAACAUGGUAGACUACGCCAUGGAUAUCCACAAGAGCCUCUACCACACCGACGACGCUCCCCAAGAUAUGGUGGAGAGGAGAGCGGAGGUUGUGGCGAGGCUCAAAUCUCUGGAGGAGGCGGCUGCUCCUCUGGUGGCUUUUCUUCAGAACCCUAAUGCCGUUCAGGAACUGAGGGCGGACAAGCAGUACAAUCUCCAAAUGCUGAAAGAGCGAUAUCAGAUUGGUCCAGAGCAGAUCGAGGCUUUGUACCAGUAUGCCAAGUUUCAGUUUGAAUGUGGGAACUACUCGGGGGCUGCUGAUUAUCUUUACCAGUAUAGGACCUUGUGCACCAACAGUGAAAGAAGUCUGAGUGCAUUGUGGGGAAAGUUUGCUUCAGAAAUAUUGAUGCAAAACUGGGACAUCGCACUUGAAGAACUCAACCGCCUUAAAGAAAUCAUUGACUCUAAGAGUUUCUCAUCUCCAUUAAACCAGGUGCAGAGUAGAAUAUGGUUGAUGCACUGGAGUCUCUUCAUCUUUUUUAACAACGAUAAUGGAAGGACUCAGAUCAUUGACUUUUUCAACCAAGACAAGUAUCUAAAUGCCAUCCAAACAAGUGCUCCUCACCUUCUGCGAUACCUAGCUACUGCUUUUAUUGUCAACAAAAGAAGAAGGCCUCAAUUCAAAGAAUUCGUUAAGGUUAUCCAACAAGAGCAGUACUCUUACAAGGAUCCCAUCAUUGAGUUCCUGGCAUGUAUCUUUGUGAAUUAUGACUUUGAUGGCGCUCAAAAGAAAAUGAAAGAGUGUGAAGAUGUCAUUGUGAACGACCCUUUCCUGGGAAAGCGAGUAGAAGACGGAAACUUUUCGACCAUACCAUUGAGGGAUGAGUUCCUUGAAAAUGCCCGUUUAUUCAUCUUCGAGACCUAUUGCAGAAUUCAUCAGCGAAUUGAUAUGGGGGUGCUUGCCGAGAAAUUGAAUCUAAACUAUGAGGAUGCUGAGAGAUGGAUUGUGAACCUUAUCCGCACCUCAAAGCUGGAUGCCAAGAUCGAUUCUGAGUCUGGAACCGUAGUCAUGGAGCCAAAUCAACCCAACAUACACGAGCAGUUGGUAGCCCACACCAAAGCCUUGUCUGGACGAACUUACAAGUUAGUCAGUCAGCUCUUGGAACAUGCCCCAGCGCAGACUGCUCGAUGAGGUACUUGUCCAACCAAACUGGAGUUUUGUCUUCUGCUUAGCAUCUUUGAUUUAUUCCCAAGUUUUCCUUUGGCAUGUUAAGAUCACUUCUAUCAAGUUUUAACUUUGGAUUGAAAUUACAGUCUUGGAGAUCCUUUAUGCUUACUGCUUAGAGAGUUCUUCAUUUAAUGUUGGAGUCCUUCAUGUAUAAGAGAAUUCUGUUUCACCCGCCUGAAUUACCCUUUUGUCAAGCUCCAUGAGAGUGUGUACACCUGUAAAGAUCUCUUGCCAAUCCUCCAA